Molecule: messenger RNA, 1981 nt
Organism: Ilex paraguariensis (yerba mate)
Lineage: Eukaryota; Viridiplantae; Streptophyta; Magnoliopsida; Aquifoliales; Aquifoliaceae
Source: the annotation of a GenBank genome assembly
AUGGUGAGACUUGCAAUGUAUGAAAAGAAUGCGAAAGCCAAAGCCAUCUGCGAAUCCGAUGAAACCGACAAGUUGGAAGACCUAAUCGCCGAUUUUAUGUCCGAUUCCAACGACACGCGCUCCGACGCCAUGUCGAUUUUCGAAAUCUGCGCAAAUAAACCCGACCCACAUCUCUUCGCUAACAAGCUUUGUCGCGUGCUCUCCUCCCACCUAGAUCUCAACUCAUGUAAAAUUUCCGCCAAGCUCCUUAGCAUGACUCUCAUCAAAAAAAAUUACGUGCCCUUCCUCUGUUUUCCUCCUGAAACUCAAUCGACUCUAAAACGCGAUCUCUUGAAAUUAAUUGACACAUCCGUUGACAAACCUACAAGACCAAUCAAUAAAGAACUCUGCCACACUGUAUCAGCGCUUGCAGCUUCUCUUUUACCUAAAGAAGAAUGGCCCGAAUUCUUACCCUUUUUAUUCCAACUUGUAAAAUCUGAUAAAGAGAGAGCGUUUUUGAUUGGUGCUCAUUUAGCACACUAUCUAGGGAAGGGACUGAAGGAGUUGUAUUCAGUUAACUUGAAUAAGGAGUUGCAUUCAGGUUUAUUGCAGUGUUUGAAAACAACAACAGAGGGGGAGGAUGUGCGUAUCACGGUGUUGGAGGCCGCAAUUAAUUUCAUUCUACGUAUAGAACAAAAAGAUUUGGUCAAUUUUCAGGAUAUGUUGACAGCGAUGAUGUCUACGUUGAAGGCGUUGUAUAGUGGGAAUGAAACGAUAAAUUUGGCAGGAAUGAAGCGGACGUUUUUUAGGAAACAAAUUGUGGAGAUGGUGAAGACAAUAUUGCAGAUGGUCGAUGAUCAUAGUUUGAAGAAAGAGACGAGGCGUUUGGCCAUUGAAUUCGUUUUGACAUUGGUCCAGUUCGUUUUAACAUUGGUGGAGGUUGAGAGAACGACUCCCAGGCAGCUGAAACUUGGGACGGAGUUUGAAAUUAAUAUGGAGGAGAUGUGGGACGAUAAUGAGGAGACGGAUAAAUAUGGGUCUUGGCAGGGGUGUGUGGAUAGGCUAUCGAAUUUGUCGUAUAGGAAUGCUAUUUUGACUGUUGCUUUGAAAGUGUUUCCGGCGUAUUUGGCUGCUCCUAAAGGGCAAAAACGCACUCAUGCCGCACUCAUUGCGCUCUCAAAGAGUAUAAUUACAUGGAAUUGUCGGGAGUGUUUGUUAAAAGAGAGAGAAUGGGAUGUGGGUGUUGCAGCUUUGGGGGCCGCAAUUAAUUUCUCUCAGUGUUCGGACUUGUUGACUUCGAUGCUGUCCAUGUUGGCGAAAGUGUUGGACGAUAGGGACGAAGCGAUGGCCGGCGAGGUGUUGGAGUUGUUGAUAGAGUUGGCGGAACCGAGGUUUUUGGUGGGGCAAAUUGAGGAGUGGGCGAAGAGAAUGUGGCAGAUUGCGAAUAUUGAUGAUGUGAGCGUAGGGACGAGGCGUUUGGCCAUUGAGUUCCUUUGGAAAUUGGUGGAGGUCGAGGAGAUAGCGCCUUGGCUGCAGCAGAAUGUGAGGGAGUUGUUUGAAAUUUUGAUGAAAAUGUUGGACUAUAUUUAUGAUGAUGAUCAUAAUGCGGAUUAUGUGUCUGCAUGGGGGAGAAGUAAUCAUUGGCGUUGGAGGAGAUGUUUGGAUAUGCUGUUUAUUGCGGUGCAUAGGAAUGAUAUGUUUUCUAUUGUUUUGGAAGUGUUGCCGGCGUAUUUGGAUACUCCUAAGUGGCAAAAGAAGUAUAGCGCAUUCAUUGUGCUCGCAGCGAGUAUAGAGAGUUGCCGUGAGGCACAGGUGAAGAUAGAAAAUUUGACACAAGCAGUGCCAAUGGUUUUGAGUCCAUUUCCAAAUGCCCACCGUCGCGUGGGGUGUGCAGCUAUUGAAGCAAUUCAGCAAUUACUUGAACAUUUAUUACACUCUCGCUUGCAUGAGGAGGAUCCACCAGUUUCAUAGCUCUGUUCCGAAGCUAUGGAGCGCAUUAUCA